UUAGUGUUUAUGUGGGUCUGAAACAAUUCAGACGAGCUUAAAAAUUCCAUUCGAGAGUGACACACAUGGAAUCCGAAUAUCUGGGAUCUCAAAGGAGUAAACAAGAAUCAUCGACCAAAGAUACAAUGGCCCUUGAACAGGCUGUGAUGCCCGUCUCCCAGCCAGUGCGUGCCAAGAGUUUGUUACGCGCAAACUUGGAGAAGUCUCGUUGCGGCCCCUUGCAGAGCAGAAUGCCCAACAUCAAGGUCUUCAGCGGCACCUCGCACCCGGACCUGGCCCAGAGGAUCGUCGAUAGACUCGGCAUCGACAUCGGCAAGGUUGUCACCAAGAAAUUCAGCAACCUCGAGACAUGCGUGGAGAUCGGGGAAUCGGUACGAGGAGAAGAUGUAUACAUUGUACAGAGUGGAAGCGGAGAAGUAAACGACAACCUAAUGGAGCUGCUGAUUAUGAUCAAUGCUUGUAAAAUAGCGUCAGCGUCGCGGGUAACGGCGGUCAUUCCCUGCUUCCCUUAUGCCAGGCAGGACAAGAAGGACAAGGGCAGUGACGGUGGGGAGAAGUCAGACAAUAAGACUCGCUUUGUCAUGAAGUCGAACGAGUGGAAGUUCAGGAGCCGCGCUCCCAUCUCCGCGAAACUGGUCGCCAACAUGCUCUCGGUCGCCGGGGCCGACCACAUCAUCACCAUGGAUCUCCACGCCAGCCAGAUCCAGGGGUUCUUCGACAUCCCCGUCGACAACCUCUUCGCCGAGCCCGCGGUCCUCAAGUGGAUCAAGGAGAACAUCGUCGAGUGGCGGAACAGCUGCAUCGUCUCUCCGGAUGCAGGCGGUGCCAAGAGGGUCACGUCGAUUGCCGACCGCCUGAACGUCGAGUUCGCCUUGAUCCACAAGGAACGGAAGAAGGCCAACGAGGUUGCCAGCAUGGUCCUGGUGGGCGACGUCAAGGACAGGGUGGCCAUCUUGGUGGACGACAUGGCCGACACCUGCGGGACCAUAUGCCAUGCCGCCGAGAAACUCGUCGAGGCAGGUGCCACGAAGGUCUACGCCAUCCUGACGCACGGCAUCUUCAGCGGGCCUGCCAUCAGCAGAAUCAACAACGCCUGCUUCGAGGCGGUCGUCGUAACGAAUACCAUACCCCAGGACGGGCACAUGAAGGAGUGUCCCAAGAUUCAGUGCAUCGACGUCUCCAUGAUGUUCGCCGAGGCCGUCAGGAGGACCCACAACGGAGAGUCCGUCUCGUACCUGUUUUCGAACGUACCUUACUAAACUUCUCCUCUAUCGGUUCCUAUAUUUUUUUUUUCCUUCUUCUUUUCCGACGCGCCUAUAACCAGAGCCCUCGAGUGCUCCCGCGGGUGCUCGUUUCCGCGUUUUUUAAUCCCUCGCGAAAAGCGCGUUUGUCCAGCGGGACGGAAUCCGUUUCGCUGGGUCAGCCGGCGAAUCGAUUCCGCACCGAUCGACGCUUGUUUAGCUUGGCUGCGGAUUCGUCCCUGGUACCAGGCACCGAACGAAGGUCGGAUCGAUCGCCGAGGGUUUUGGGAGUCGAGGGAACCCGUCCUCGGGUCUCGGCUUGGAAUCUCAGGGCGGAUCUCGACUCGGGGGUGCGGAUCGGUGGACUUCGCGAGUCCUUCUCCAUGAGAAGUUCUCGCGAGUUCACGGGAGGGUUUCGCCGUCUUCAGACAUCCUAGUGGUUAGCGUUAUUCAAUUGUUAUCACCCCGUAGCCGCGUUUUGGACGAUGGCGAGGGUAGGAGCGCCUACUCGUGUCGCACUCGGGCAUGGUACUGGAUGCGUCUUUCUCGCGCCAAGUCAAUCGAAGAGGCUGGGUCUGAAACGGAACGACCGUUUCCUUUUUUAUAUAUAUAUACACAUGUAUAAUGCAUAUACAAUAAGUGUGCAUUACGAUCGCCGAUCACUUUGGACAAAGUGGACAGGCCGCGUCUCGACACGCGUAUCGGGGACUCGGGGAAACUCGGGAAUUGUGAGCGUUUCUCGACCCGUUGCUCGUAUGCUAAUUAAGAAUUAAUACCCGGGGGGCUUUCCCUCUUUCGCGGCCCUUUUGCGAUUUCACUUACCGGCGGUUACGAGGUCGUUGCGAGCGCUAUCUUGUACACCGCGGCGGCGGUUCGCGGCGCGAUAUUUGAAACAUGACACAUGGAUCGCAGGGAGACACCGACUCCCGGGCGAUUCGAGAGCGAUUAAUGUAGAACUCCCAGGCGGCACUGUGUGCUAAGAAACGACAGGGACGAGUAGGAGGACUUCUCAUUCCGAGGGUCGUCGUAAUUGGGUUUUGUACCGACAGACACAAUAAAUCGUUUUCGCCCUGGCUGGUGGAAAACCGAGUUCAA
This is a messenger RNA of Orussus abietinus, 2336 nucleotides long. RefSeq names its product ribose-phosphate pyrophosphokinase 1 (gene Prps). Gene Ontology annotation, cellular component: cytoplasm; ribose phosphate diphosphokinase complex. The transcript is spliced from 7 exons. The coding region runs from base 66 to 1259 and encodes 397 amino acids. Gene Ontology annotation, molecular function: magnesium ion binding; ribose phosphate diphosphokinase activity. The record is from RefSeq and is a predicted model, not a curated record. Gene Ontology annotation, biological process: purine nucleotide biosynthetic process; 5-phosphoribose 1-diphosphate biosynthetic process; ribonucleoside monophosphate biosynthetic process. Lineage: Eukaryota; Metazoa; Arthropoda; Insecta; Hymenoptera; Orussidae.